AUGGAAAGCGCGGAAAAGAUUAUUUCAGAGAUAUCACCAUUAUUAUCAACAGACAAUGUUGAUAUAUGGAUGAUACCUAACUUCGACCAGCAGCUAGUUCAUGAUGUUUGCGUAGAAGCAACAAAUAUCCUCAAAAAAGGAACGGCAUUAAUCGAAAUUCCUAAUCCAUGCUCAAUAGUUGGCGAUAUACAUGGCAACUUUUUAGAUUUGAUGAAGAUUUUUAGAGAAUUUGGAACUCCAGAAUUUUCAAAAUAUUUAUUUUUAGGAGAUUUUGUUGAUAGAGGACUUUAUUCAGUUCCAGUAAUGGCAGUAAUAUGUGCUUACUUUGUCAAAUACAAUUCAAACAUGUAUUUAAUUCGAGGAAAUCACGAAUUUGCUCAUAUUAACAAGAUGUACGGAUUUCAUAACGAAGUAAUGAAAUUAUACAAGAAUGAAGACCUUUGGUCUGAUUUUCAAGUGAUGUUUGCAUAUUUGCCUUUUGCAGCCAUUUUAUGCAAGAAAGUCUUUUGUGUUCACGGCGGACUAUCGCCAAUGCUACACGCUCCUGAAGAUAUCAAUUUAAUAGAGUUACCUGUGUUUGACUAUGAACAACCUUCAUUAAUUUCAGAUAUUAUCUGGUCAGAUCCAUCAGAUAAAUCAGGAUUCACGCCAAAUGAUAGAGGAUCAGGUAAUAAAUUUGGCCAUGACACUAUUACUAGCUUUUUAUCAAAUAAUCAUCUUCAAUUACUUGUUCGAGGUCACCAAGUUACUGCAGAAGGUGUGACACCUUUCGCAUCAAAUUUAGGAGUUACAGUUUUCUCAUCGAGUGGAUAUUGCACUAUGAUGCAGAAUUGCUGUGGAAUUAUCACAAUGAUUAAUAAAAAAGAGUUUGUUUUACAUUCAUUGACACCAAAAGGCGAUAAAAAGAUAAACAUGAAGCUUGUUCCAAGACUUUUGGGACUCAGACGUGCUACAAAUCCAAAUGUUGCAUCAAAAUUUGUAAAAAAGGAUGUCAAACUUUCCAGUACACCUCUUAAGUGA
Trichomonas vaginalis G3 is the source of this 1020-nucleotide messenger RNA. RefSeq names its product phosphoprotein phosphatase protein. NCBI's taxonomy places the organism in Eukaryota, Parabasalia, Trichomonadida, Trichomonadidae. Gene Ontology annotation, molecular function: protein serine/threonine phosphatase activity. Bases 1 to 1020 code for a protein of 339 amino acids. Gene Ontology annotation, cellular component: nucleus; cytoplasm. The record is from RefSeq and is a predicted model, not a curated record. The transcript has a single exon.